This is a messenger RNA of Setaria italica (foxtail millet), 2440 nucleotides long. RefSeq names its product protein NRT1/ PTR FAMILY 6.3. The transcript has 2 exons. Gene Ontology annotation, biological process: transmembrane transport; response to nitrate. Gene Ontology annotation, cellular component: membrane. Gene Ontology annotation, molecular function: nitrate transmembrane transporter activity. The record is from RefSeq and is a predicted model, not a curated record. NCBI's taxonomy places the organism in Eukaryota, Viridiplantae, Streptophyta, Magnoliopsida, Poales, Poaceae. The coding region runs from base 1 to 870 and encodes 289 amino acids.
AUGGCGCUGGGCACGGGGGGGCUCAAGUCCAGCGUCUCCGGCUUCGGCUCCGACCAGUUCGACGAGACCGACCCCGGCGAGCUCGGCCGCAUGGCGCGCUUCUUCAGCUGGCUCUUCUUCUUCAUGAUGUCGGGCGGCGAUCUUGGAGCCAUCGCCGGCGUGCACGUUGACGGACGUGGAGGAGGUGAAGCAGGUGCUGCCCAGAUGACCACCUUCUCCGUCGCCCAGGCGCAGGCCAUGGACCGCCGCCUUGGAUCCUCCUUCCAGGUCCCCGCCGGCUCCCUCACCGUCUUCCUCGUCGCCUCCAUACUCCUCGCCGUCCCAGUCUACGACCGCCUCGCCGUGCCGCUCGCCGGCCGCCUCACCGCCAACCCGCAUGGCCUCUCCCCGCUCCAGCGCAUCUCCGUCGGCCUCCUCUUCUCCACCCUCGCCAUGGCCGCCGCCGCGCUCACCGAGCGCCACCGCCGGGACGCAUCACUCGCCGGCGCCACGCCCUCCGUCUUCCUGCUCGUGCCGCAGUUCUUCCUCGUCGGCGCCGGCGAGGCCUUCACCUACAUCGGCCAGCUCGACUUCUUCCUGCGCGAGUGCCCCAGGGGCAUGAAGACCAUGAGCACCGGCCUCUUCCUCAGCACCCUCUCGCUCGGCUGCUUCCUCAGCACCGCGAUCGUCACCGCCGUCCACGCCGUCACCACCUCCGCCGGACGCCGCCCGUGGCUCACCGAGGACCUCGACAAGGGCAGCCUCCACCGCUUCUACUGGCUGCUCGCCGCCAUCGGCGCAGCCAACCUGCUCGCCUUCGUCGCCGUCGCCAGAGGAUACGUCUACAAGCAGGAGAAGCUCGCCGACGAUGACGUCGCCGUCCACGCGUGACGGCUGACUGAGAUCAGCACUAGUAGCUAGGCACACCCAGAAUGGAAGCUACCUGCAUCUGCAUCAUUAUCUUUGCGAGCGAGCGAGGUUAAGGCACCUCCCAUCCAUCGCAUCAAUAAAAAAGCGUUUUCACCUUCAGUUAGUUUUACCUGUAUCCAAGCAUUGCAUGACAGCAUAUGAAGCAUGCCCAGCAGAAAUAUCCUCAUGAUUUCAGCGUUAGAAUGACACAAUCAUUCGAAGCUAUUAGCUUCAGUUACUAAUAUACUCCCUCUGUUCCAAAUUGUAGGUCGUUUUAGUUAUUAUGUCAUCUAGAUAUAAUGUAGGUGACUGAAAAUGUAGACGAACCAAUUCCAAUUAGAGAAAACAAACAUUCAAAAAACAUCAUAUAAGAAAAUUCUUAAUUCAGUCGAACAUGCACAUGAAAAUGGCGAAGAAAGAAAUAUGUUGCAUUGUCUCCAGUUGCAACUUGUCAGCGUAAGCCUUAUCGUACUCACCAUUCUCUAGAUGCCGCUGAUCUGGUUUGAGCCUAAACAAUUUACAGUUUCGUGCUUUAGGAGUGGAGCUAAGAGAAAAAAUAACAAUGAUGGAAGAGCAUAUGCCAGUUCUACCGGAGUCAGCUCGAUCGUUUAGAGUUACUGCAAAUGAUGACAAAUUAUAUCGAGUGGGAUUUCAUUCUUCUGCCACAACAGAGUGGCUGGCACCUGCAUUCAGGCCUGAUGUACUGCAGUUUGCUUGCAAGGCAUCAUUAGUGUUGCAACCUUGGCACCAUUAAUAUCCUUAACGAAUCCUUGAACCUUGCAUACAGCUAUAUCUUAGUAAGAUCCAUGCAAAUGUUUCGCAAGGAGAUGUAUGGCUGCACUAUCUGAAUGUCAUUUUACCUGGCGAGGAUUGCGUUCAAGGAACGACUGCUGUUUGAAUGUGAGCUUGCAUGAAUAUCCUCUGUUCCCACUUGUAUCCAUGGUCAUUGCAUGUGAAGAAACAUGGUGGCAAUUUAUACUGGAAAUGUGUGAAUGUAUUUCGCAGUCUGCUAGUCGUGACAUUAACAACAGGGUAAGCUAUAAUUACCUUACUCCACCAUCGAAUUCUAGCGUUAACACACCAACAGGAUCCAGCUGGAUUGUCUGCCCCCAGAAUUUGCUCUUUACAUUGCUGUCUCCCCAAAAUUUCCAACAUUUUCCUUCACAAUGACAAGCCAUGACCAUUAGAUGGUGACUAACCUGGUGCCAGAAAUAGAGUAACAUGAAUACAUGACUGGCUCCAGGAAUAGUUUGUAACCCAAGGUCUAAUACCAGAAACAGUUGACAAGAAACAGAGAGCGCUACUUCGGUUCUCGUUGAAUUAAAUCGCUUCCAUGAUUUAUUUUUUUAAACUGAAAUGCAUUCAGAAACUAAUCAAUGCUUUGUGUGCUUGUUUUGAGCAUGUCCUAGUUAUCACACAAACUGUACGCUACAUAAUUCAGUUAAUAUUGCCAGUUCAUUACUUUGCACCAUGAGACCACGCAUAACUCUUAUGGUUUAACAUAAACAAGAAAAGAGGGCUGACUUUUGAAUUUUGAUUAGUUCCUACAAGA